Messenger RNA from Ilex paraguariensis (yerba mate), 5668 nucleotides. Lineage: Eukaryota; Viridiplantae; Streptophyta; Magnoliopsida; Aquifoliales; Aquifoliaceae. The record is from the annotation of a GenBank genome assembly.
AUGGCUGACAAGACGGCGUUUGAUUCUCGCCCAAACCAGAUCUCCAACGGUGUGCAAGGAUCUGAUAAUUCUGUUCUACUUUCACCACAGUGGCUUCUGCCCAAGGCCGGGGAGAAUAAGACUGGACUAGUGAUGGGGGAGAACCAUUUUAGUCUUUCUGCUGGUUAUGCCAGUCGUUCAGAUGUCAUGAAAUCACUAGGAACUGGUGAGGAUAUGCAUGAUACCCAGAAGAAAAAGGAUGUCUUCAGGCCGUCCAUGUUUGAUAUGGACUCUGGUCAUGGUGACCGCUGGCGUGAUGAAGAACGCAACACCAAUUCCUCCAUCCGCAAGGGCCGUUGGAGGGAGGGAGGAGGUAGAGAGCUUGGAGACAACCGCAAGAUGGAUCGAUGGACAGACUCUUCCGAAAGACAUUUUGGAGAAGCACGCCGUGCUCCAUUGGAGCGGUGGACUGAUUCAAGUAACCGAGAAAGCAUUUUUGACCAGCGUCGGGAGAGCAAAUGGAACACACGAUGGGGACCUGAUGAUAAGGAGACAGAGAGUUUGCGUGAGACGUUGACAGACUCUAAUAAAGAUACUGACAUGCCUCUUGGUAAAGAGUUGGUUCAUCUCAGUCAUCGUGGAAAGGAUGGGAGGGAGGGUGACAAUCAUCGACCCUGGAGAUCUAACACCACUUAUAGCCGAGGAAAGGUUGAACCUCCUCAUCACCAAACUUUUACGCCAAGCAAACAGAUUCCUACAUUUGUCCAAGGUUCGGGGCAUGGGGAAAAUGCUCUUCCAACCUUUUCUCUUAGUCAAGGUAGGGUUAGCUUUGGAGGAAGUUCUGUGAACAAUACAGUUCACUCACAGUCGUUGGGAUCUUUCUCAGAAGUUGGUGAAAAUGGCCAUGGAGAGCCUUCGCCUUUGAGAUACAGCAGGACAAAAUUGCUCGAUGUAUACAGGAUGACUAACAUGGAAUCAUGUGGAAAAUUAUUGGAUGGGGUUGUAGAGGUCUCUUCCUUUACACAGGAAGAAUCAUUAGAACCUCUGGCGUUUUGUGCACCUACUUCUGAGGAAUUGGUUAUACUGAAAGGAAUUGAUAGCGGAGAUAUAGUGAGUAGUGGUGCACCGCAGGUCAUUAAAGAUGGAUCUGUUGGACGCAACUCCACUGAUUUCGUCCAGUUGAGACAAAACAAACUUGGCAGUAGAGAAGAUUUUCCGCUUGCUGUUAGCGAUUGUAAUGAUGAAACUAUGGAAGAUUCAAAACAUGGUUAUUCAAAUUAUUCUGAAGGCUGGUCAAGUGAGAAGCAGCUUUAUUCCAAUGGCCGAAAUGCUAAAAUUGAAACUAUGCAGGAUCAUCAGAAGUUUUCUGAUUACAAACUAAAUGCUGAAGCUCCGAGAGAAGAGGGUGCUUAUAGGAGGAAUGAUGAGGUGCCCCUCAAUAGGGAGUCAAGUAUGCUGGGAAAUUCCUCUCUCCAUGCUGGUGCCACUAGGCGAUCCACAUCAAUGGGAGAACAUAACUCCUAUGAUUGGCGAGAUAUUCCUAAUGAUCUCAGGUCAAGAACCUCGGACAUUGGUUGGUCACCGAGCAAUGAAUGGGAAGGUAGCUUGACUGAUUUAUCUUACAACAAAGAUGGACCUAAGUGGCAAAUCAGUGAUGAUCCAGUAAUUAGAAGGCAAUCAUCGGCGGUCUUGGACAGGGAACCAGACAGCCGAAAACUUUUGCAGCCUUCUCCUGAAGAGCUACUUCUUUAUUAUAAAGAUCCACAUGGUGAAGUUCAAGGGCCUUUUGCUGGGAUUGAUAUUAUUGGGUGGUUUGAGGCUGGAUACUUUGGCAUAGACUUGCAAGUACGCCUAGCAAACACACCACAUGACUCACCAUUUUCAUCGCUCGGUGAUGUUAUGCCCCACUUACGGGCAAAAGCUCGACCACCACCUGGUUUUGGUGCACCUAAACACAACGAAAUUACAAAUGCAACAAGUGGGUUGAACACCAGCAUUGGUAAGCUUAAUAUUGGUUCAAGUGGGAGUGACGUGCUAAAGAAUGAACCAAGGUAUAGACAGAGUUCAACAAAGGAGGCUGAGAACAGGUUCCUGGAGUCUUUGAUGUCUGCUAAUCUGGGCAGCGAACCUUUUGGCAAGUUUGCUCUGUCUGAAGGUAUGCAGGGAUAUUUGGGAAAUAAUGGUAGUAUUAUACCUCCUUUGGGAACCGAAAGUGGCGAUAACCUAUACCUUUUAGCCAAUAGGAUGACACUUGAGAGGCAGAGAUCGCUGCCGAAUCCCUAUCCUUAUUGGCCAGGAAAGGAUGCAGCCUCUGUCCCAGAGUCAGAGAUUAUCCGUGACUCUUCAAUGCCACAUCCAAGACUUUCUUUGUCUAUUGCUGAGCAUCCUCUUUGUCAGAACACGGACUUGAUGUCCAUCAUUCAAGGCUUCCCUGAUAGGUCUACAUCUGGUGGCAAUAAAGAAGUUGAUGGUUGGUCAAAUUUCUCAGUCCAAGGUGGGCUGGAGCCGCUUAAGGAAAAGGUGGACAUUCAUCAUGGGCAGCGUUUACCUCCGCAAACUGCAUAUGGGAUCCAACAACAGAGGCUACAACCACAGAAUCAGCCCUCUUUACCAAAUUUACUAGCUCAAGCUAUUGACAAUUCUUCUGGCACAUUAACCCUUGAAAAGCCACUUUCUUCUGGUCUUUUGCAAGAUCCACAAUUAUUUAGUUUGCUGCAAAAACAAUACUUGAUGCAGUUACAUUCCCAGGCCCCAGUUCCAUCACAGCAGCUGUCACCACUGGACAAGCUCUUGUUGCUUAAGCAACAACAGAAGCAGGAGGAAGAGCAGCAGUUAUUGCGGCAGCAGCAGCAAUUACUUUCUCAGGUGCUUUCGGAGCAUACUUCUCAUCAACGUUUUGGUGAUCCAUCUUAUGGAGAGUUACAGGCUGCUGGUUUGUCAAAAGAGAAUGUAUCUAUUGACCAUCCUAGGUUUCAGCAGUCCCAUGAGUUGUUUCAGAUUGGUUCAGAGACUCCAGGUCCAAAUAUGCAAGAUGAACGUAGUACUGUUAAAUUGUCGCCAAGUGUUCCCCAGUAUGUCAGCCAUAAUGUUUCCGAAAUCUCUUCCAUUGAUUUGCCUCCUCAAAUGUUUGGUAAUAUUAUCCAUCAGAAAAGUUUGGGUGACGGUCUGUCUGCGCAAAUCGAUGAGACUCUGCAGAAGGGUUCACUAUUGGCAUCAGCUGAGAUGGACGCCUUUCUCCAGUCACAGGUGGUGGACAAAUUUCAACAGGCACAGGUAUCACAGAACAAUUUGAGGACUGUUGAGCCAGUGAUGGCUACCACCUCCGAGGCUUCUGCAAAUUUUUCAUCUUUGGAGUACCUGGGAAAAACAGUUGCUGUGCCAUCCAUGGGAACUAGUGAGAAUCAGGUUUUGAUGCCUGAGCAGCAGGUAAAUGAUUUGAAGGUCCCACCAGCUAAAGUGGUUGUGGAACCACAAGUUGAACAAGACCAUUGCGUCGAUGAACCCUCUGUGGUGAAGGAAGUAAAAACUGUUGAAACACCUGAGGUAAGGAAAGCUUCUGAAAAGAAGUCCAAAAAGCAGAAGUCUUCUAAGGCACAAGACCAGGAGGCAAAAGGAGCAUCUAAAAUGAAGCAGUCAAAUCAAUCUGAAACUGAAGGCACACAUCUUGCACAAACAAAAUCAGAGGCAGACACUGCUCCAGGAGAUAUAUUUUAUGGAGCAGCUCAGCUAGAAACAAGAAAGACCAAUGUGGAUUCUGAAGGAGGGAAAGGCUCUUUGUCUGCACAAGUAGUCAGAGAUGAAGUGGGGACUAAGAGUGACUCAGGACAGGCUGGAUAUGUCUCACAACGUGGUAUGCAAGUGCAACGAGCUUGGAAGCCUGCUCCUGGUUUCAAGCCAAUGUCACUGCUGGAAAUUCAACAGGAAGAGCAGAGAAUGUCACAAACACAAAUGACAGUUUCUGAGUUCUCGACGUCUCUUGGCUCCAUGGGUCUUUCUUCUCCAUGGUCUGGGGUGGUUGCCGAUUCUGAUCAAGGUAAACCUGAGAGUCCUCUGAAUCAAAAGAGCAAGAAGAGCCAAUUACAUGAUCUAUUGGCAGAAGAAACUUCGGUGAAGUCUAGCGAAAGAGAGAGAGAGGCUCUUGAGAGUUUUUCUAGUCUGCCUCCCCUACCAGUUACCAGCUUAGUAUCUGAUUCCAUUGAUGACAACUUUAUUGAGGCCAAAGAUACUAAAAGGAAUCGUAAAAAGUCUGCAAAAGCUAAGGGUGUGGGAUCCAAGGUCUCGAUGCCCAUUAUUUCAGCUGUUGUGUCUCUUGGAUCAAGUCCAAAUGAGAAAGGCAAAACUUCUCGUCAGGUACAGCAGGAGCAUGAAGAAUUAGCUGCAGUCCCAUCUUCCCCUUCUUUAGGAGAUUUUGUUGUUUGGAAGGGGGAGUUGUCAAACCCUUCCCCUGCUCCAGCAUGGUUGACCGACUCUGGGAAGCUUCCAAAACCCACAUCAUUGAGGGACAUCUUAAAGGAACAGCAAAAAAAGAUUUCUUCAAGCCAACAUCAAAUUCCGGUGCCAAGCCCUCAGAAGUCUCUGCCCACCCAGUCUUCCCGUGGAAGUGGUCCUUCAUGGUCUGGAUCGUCUCCAGCUACAGCUGCAUCCUCUAACCAGUUUAUUUCCCAAGUUGCAUCUCAGUCAAAAAAUAGAGUAGAUGAUGAUUUAUUCUGGGGCCCAUUAGAUCAACCAAAGCAACAAGCAAAGCAGUCAGAUUUUCCCCAGCUUGUUAACCAGGGCAGUUGGGGAACCAAAAACAGUCCUGCAAAGGGGAUUCCUGGACAGUCAUUGAGCCGGCAGAAGUCUGUGGGUGGCAGACCAGUUGAGUGUUCCCUUUCCUCGUCACCUGCCUCUGUUCAUUCGUCUCUAAAAGGGAAAAAGGAUGCCCUGACUAAACAUUCAGAAGCUAUGGACUUCAGAGAUUGGUGUGAGAGUGAGUGCAUCAGGCUUAUUGGGACAAAAGAUACAAGUUUCCUGGACUUUUGUUCAAAGCAAUCCAGAUCGGAGGCUGAGGUGCUUCUAACAGAGAACCUUGGCUUGUUCGAUCCUGAUCACGAGUUCAUUGACAAGUUCCUAAGCUACAAAGACUUUCUACCUGAUGAUGUCCUUGAAAUUGCCUUCCAGAGUCGGAAUGAUAGCAAAGUCAAUGGAUUGGGUUCCGGAGAUGUGACGUAUGACAAUGUUGAUGUUGGGGGAUCUGACCAAGGCAAUGCAACUGUUCCUGAUGGGUCCACAAAAGGAGGUGGCAAGAAGAAGGGGAAGAAAGGAAAAAAGGUUAGUUCUUCGGUUUUGGGGUUUAAUGUCGUCAGCAACCGGAUCAUGAUGGGAGAGAUUCAGGCUCUUGAAGAUUAGGUAGGGUCUAAUGUAGUUGUAAAUAUAUUUUCUGAAGUAACUCUCUGUAAAUGCCGUUUUACGUCUAGGAUUUUUGUUCAUUUACAGAGCCACAGCAGCAGUGCUUUUAAUCUGCUCAAGCAAUUUUGUGAAGUAAUGCUUUUAAGUUUUAACAUUGGUAGUCCUUGUUACUUUGAUUGUGAAAAACCGGGAAGGGAUUGAUCCCAAAUCGAACUUAUUUGUCAUGUGUUAACUAAUUGUUUGAUCUGCUCACUUUGAUUGGAACGAGGUGUAUCUCCUUGUAUUCUUUAAUUAACGGUUG